Messenger RNA from Sebastes umbrosus (honeycomb rockfish), 957 nucleotides. RefSeq names its product ubiquitin-conjugating enzyme E2 E1-like. Gene Ontology annotation, cellular component: nucleus. The transcript has 6 exons. Gene Ontology annotation, biological process: protein polyubiquitination. The record is from RefSeq and is a predicted model, not a curated record. The coding region runs from base 182 to 766 and encodes 194 amino acids. NCBI's taxonomy places the organism in Eukaryota, Metazoa, Chordata, Actinopteri, Perciformes, Sebastidae. Gene Ontology annotation, molecular function: ubiquitin conjugating enzyme activity.
AUAUAUAAUGUAGGAUGUGUCCUGGUGUCUCCAGAGGAGGACCGGGUCCGUGCAGCCCUCUGCAGCCGAGGCAGAGCCACUUCCGCUCCGCAGAGGGCGACAGGCAGCAGCCUCUGACUGGUGGAGGAGGACCAGACACAAUAGAGACUGGGGUUACGGCUUUUCUCCAAUCCAAACCGGUAUGUCGGAUGAGGAUUCCCGUGCCAGCACCAGCUCUUCUUCAUCGCCGCCUUCCUCCAGCCAGACCAGACAGAGGGACACGCUUUGCAAAAAGAAACGGGAGAGCAAAGCCAGCAUGAGCAAGACCUCCAAGCUGCUUUCCACCAGCGCCAAAAGGAUUCAGAAAGAGCUGGCUGAUAUUACACUGGACCCUCCGCCAAACUGCAGUGCUGGCCCAAAAGGAGACAACAUCUAUGAGUGGAGGUCGACCAUCCUGGGACCACCGGGCUCCGUGUACGAGGGAGGCGUCUUCUUCCUGGACAUCGCCUUCACACCUGACUACCCCUUCAAACCCCCCAAGGUAACUUUUCGUACGAGGAUCUAUCACUGCAACAUCAACAGUCAGGGGGUGAUCUGUCUGGACAUCCUGAAGGACAACUGGAGCCCCGCACUCACCAUCUCCAAGGUGCUGCUGUCCAUCUGCUCCCUGCUCACAGACUGUAACCCAGCCGACCCCCUGGUGGGAAACAUCGCCACCCAGUACACGACUAACAGAGCGGAACAUGACCGAACAGCCAAACAGUGGACGAAGCGAUACGCCACAUAAACCCACAGAGGACGCCGGUGGGGGGAGGAAGAGGAGGAGGAGGAAGAGGAGGGGUGGGGGACUCCGGGUGGUUUGUGUUGGGGGGUUAUUUCUAUCUCAGAUUUUUAGUACUUUAUUGUCUGGUAUAUUUUUUGCUUCCUGAUUAAGUUAUCUCCACAAAUAUGGUAAUAAAGGAACACAAUGGAAAGGAA